AUGUCUGCUCCCAACUCUCCGUCGUCGUCUUCCAACAGUUACCUCGAGCAAGGGGCCUCUAUGCUCAGUACUGUUGGCGCGUACAUGCGGCUACCAGCCAUAGCCUCGACGUACGGCAUCAAGGAUUUUGAAGAACUGGUCAUACCCACAAACGAUGGUGAGAAACUGUCUGCAUUCUACAUCCGGGGUCCGCGUGGUGGGAACAACUCCAAUGUCACCAUUCUGAUGUUCCACGGCAAUGCCGGCAAUAUUGGCCACCGUUUGCCGAUUGCCCGCAUGCUCAUAAACUUUAUCGGGUGCAACGUUUUCAUGCUCGAGUAUCGCGGCUACGGCUUAUCGACCGGAGAGCCUGACGAAUCCGGCCUCUUCCUAGACGCGCAAACCGCCCUCGACUACCUACGCUCUCGCGCAGAGACCAGCAACCAUAAGCUGAUUGUCUACGGGCAAAGCUUAGGCGGCGCCGUCAGCAUCAAGCUGGUCGCUAAGAACCAAAAAGACGGGGAUAUCGCUGGAUUAAUCUUGGAGAACACCUUUCUCUCCAUGCGCAAGCUCAUCCCUUCCGUUAUACCGCCCGCCAAGUACUUGACGCUUCUAUGCCAUCAGGUGUGGCCGAGCGAGUCGCUCAUCCCCAGCAUCACGUCCGUACCGAUCCUGUUUCUCUCGGGGUUACAGGACGAGAUUGUACCACCCCGUCACAUGCGCCAACUUUACGAACUGUCUGCUGCGCCCACAAAAAUUUGGAAACCCCUGCCUGCAGGCGACCAUAACUCGAGCGUACUGGAGGAAGGCUACUUCGAGGCGAUCUCGGACUUCCUCGGGAACGUUACCGGCGUGACGAGCAAGGAGGAGAAGCAGCGCCUCUAG
Messenger RNA from Colletotrichum spaethianum, 864 nucleotides. Its product is annotated as protein bem46. Bases 1 to 864 code for a protein of 287 amino acids. The record is from RefSeq and is a predicted model, not a curated record. The transcript has 3 exons. Gene Ontology annotation, molecular function: palmitoyl-(protein) hydrolase activity. Gene Ontology annotation, cellular component: membrane. NCBI's taxonomy places the organism in Eukaryota, Fungi, Ascomycota, Sordariomycetes, Glomerellales, Glomerellaceae.